Messenger RNA from Cyprinodon variegatus (sheepshead minnow), 914 nucleotides. RefSeq names its product transmembrane BAX inhibitor motif containing 6 (gene tmbim6). The record is from RefSeq and is a predicted model, not a curated record. NCBI's taxonomy places the organism in Eukaryota, Metazoa, Chordata, Actinopteri, Cyprinodontiformes, Cyprinodontidae. The coding region runs from base 181 to 894 and encodes 237 amino acids. Gene Ontology annotation, molecular function: enzyme binding. Gene Ontology annotation, cellular component: mitochondrial membrane. Gene Ontology annotation, biological process: negative regulation of endoribonuclease activity; negative regulation of RNA splicing; negative regulation of apoptotic signaling pathway. The transcript is spliced from 10 exons.
GAAGUCUUCUGGGUGUUUCCAUGGUGACAUCAGCAGGCUAACCAGAACUGACUGACACGUACUGGUUUGUUAACAAACUGUAGCAGCUCCCCAGGAAAGCUCCCCAACUGCUCUGAACGUACUACCAGGUGACAUCGCUGGAUCAAAACAACCUUUAGAUCCUGCAUACCUGAUCUCAUCAUGAACGCGUUUGACCGCAACAUCAACAUUGAUGCACUCUUCAGGUUCUCCCAAAUCUCUCACUCAACCCAGGUGCACCUAAAGAAUGUGUACUCCAGCUUGGCUGUUUGUAUGUUUGUGGCAGCCGCGGGCUCAUAUGUUCACGUUGUCACACGUCUCUUGCAGGGCGGAUUCCUCUCUGUGCUCGGCUCCCUGGCAAUGAUGUUCUGGCUCGCCAUGACCCCUCACAGCCCUGAAACAGAGAAGAAGAGACUGGGAAUCCUCGCUGCAUUUGCCUUCCUCACAGGUGUCGGCCUUGGCCCCACAAUGGACUUUGUCAUUGCUAUCAAUCCAAGCAUCAUCGUGACGGCCUUCUUGGGAACCUCAGUGAUUUUCAUCUGCUUCACUCUCAGUGCUCUCUAUGCAAAACGCAGAAGUUACCUGUUCCUGGGAGGCACACUGAUGUCUGGCCUUUCCAUUCUCUUCCUGAUGUCUCUGAUGAACCUCUUCUUCGGAUCUGUCAUGUUGUUCAAGGCCCACUUGUACCUCGGGCUGCUCGUCAUGUGCGGCUUUGUCCUCUUCGACACUCAGCUCAUCAUUGAGAAAGCAGAGAAUGGAGAUAAGGACUACGUGUGGCACUGUGUGGACCUGUUCCUGGAUUUCAUCACAAUCUUCAGAAAACUGAUGAUCAUCUUGGCCAUGAAUGAUAAGGACAAGAAGAAGGAAAAGAAGUAAAAGUGGAUGGAGAAGCAGUA